GCGUGCAUCUCCUGCUCGUCUCCCAUACGGAACACUUCUCCAGGACGCGCAGGCGGCGUUACGCACGCUGAUGUGACAUCUGAGGAGGGACCGUAUUUCGCGGAGUCUUUGGAUUCGAAACGAGGUUUUUAUGUCGCAUCUGUGGCACAUUCGGGACUCGGCUGCAGAACUGAUGGGAGGGUCCGCGAUGAAGGAUUUGCUCGUUGAGGAGAUCUGUUUCUGCAGCCUGCGAUUCUCAUGCAGGCUGCACGACGUGUGCGCCGUCCCGGAGCGUUACGCACAGCCUUUCCUCCGUGCGUUAACAUGCCAGUAGAGCGCAGACGGUCUUAGUCUUUUGGCGGGGAAGAGAGGGAAGAGCGACAAAGAUGAUAAAGAAGGACUAUCCGCAACCAGAAUGGAUUUAACCCAGCUGAAGUUUUUGGUGGAAAACGUCUCCAGCGAUGAAAACACCACCGACGCGCCGUUUGCGUUACCGCACACGGAGGCAGCCACCGCGCUCAUCAUCCUGGUGGUCACUGUGAUCAUCUCGGUGACCAUCGUGGGCAACGUGCUGGUGAUCGUCGCGGUGCUCACGAGUCGGGCUCUCCGCGCGCCCCAGAACCUCUUCCUCGUCUCCCUGGCCUCAGCGGACAUCCUGGUGGCCACGCUGGUCAUCCCCUUCUCCCUCGUCAACGAGGUGAUGGGCUACUGGUACUUCGGGAGCACUUGGUGCGCCUUCUAUCUCGCGCUGGACGUGCUGUUCUGCACCUCAUCCAUCGUGCACCUGUGCGCCAUCAGCCUGGACCGCUACUGGUCCGUCACCAAGGCGGUCAGCUACAACCUGAAGCGCACGCCGAAGCGCAUUAAGUCCAUGAUCGCCGUGGUGUGGGUGAUCUCCGCAGUCAUUUCCUUCCCCCCGCUCCUCCUGACCAAACACGAUGAAUGGGAGUGUCUGCUGACCGACGAGACCUGGUACAUCCUCUCCUCCUGCAUGGUGUCCUUCUUUGCUCCGGGUCUCAUCAUGAUCCUGGUUUACUGUAAGAUCUACAAAGUGGCCAAGCAGCGCUCCUCCACCGUGUUCGUGGCCAAAAACGGGCUGGAGAGGCAGCCGUCUCAGUCCGAGACCUGCUUUGUGAGGAAGGACCGGUUCGAGAUGGAGAGUCCGAGCAGCCAGAGCUCCGGGAGCAACCAGCCGCAGCAGGGCGAGCUGGACGACAUCGACCUGGAGGAGAGCUGCUGCCAGUCGGACACCAAGCCGCGCCACCACCGCUUCACGAAGCGGAGGAAAGUGGAGGGCUCGGACUGCUGCCCGCCCCCGAACUGCCGCCUGUCCUGGGCUUCGGCCCGCGCGCUGCAGCUCUACCCGGAGCAGAAGAACCCGGCGGGCAGGCAACAGCUGGCCGCCGCCAACAAGACCAAAGUGGCCCAGAUGCGGGAGAAGCGCUUCACCUUCGUGCUGGCGGUGGUGAUGGGGGUGUUCGUGCUGUGCUGGUUCCCUUUCUUCUUCACGUACAGCCUGCGCGCUAUCUGCAGGGACAGCUGCUCCAUCCCUGGCGCGCUCUUCAACCUCUUCUUCUGGAUUGGCUACUGCAACAGUUCCGUCAACCCCAUCAUUUACACCAUUUUCAACAGGGAUUUCAGAAAAGCCUUCAAGAAAAUCAUAUGCAGAACUUCAAAACGCACGUGAAAGAUUGCACAAGGGAUUUUUUUGUUUUGUUUUUUUCUUUGCCUCUGUUCCUCAGCAGUACUGGGACAGGACUGUAUUAUAGCACAGGCUGAUUUGCCCCUCCAUUAUUUAAAUGUAUUUAUCAUGAAAUAUUUCGGUGUUGUGUACACAUUUAAAUGUCUAUGAAUAAAAGUAA
Salarias fasciatus (jewelled blenny) is the source of this 1841-nucleotide messenger RNA. It is a transcript of the gene adra2db, whose product is annotated as adrenergic, alpha-2D-, receptor b. Gene Ontology annotation, biological process: G protein-coupled receptor signaling pathway; platelet activation; regulation of smooth muscle contraction. NCBI's taxonomy places the organism in Eukaryota, Metazoa, Chordata, Actinopteri, Blenniiformes, Blenniidae. The transcript has a single exon. The record is from RefSeq and is a predicted model, not a curated record. Gene Ontology annotation, molecular function: epinephrine binding; alpha2-adrenergic receptor activity. Bases 395 to 1666 code for a protein of 423 amino acids. Gene Ontology annotation, cellular component: plasma membrane.